GGCGUGCCUCCGCGGGUCGUGGUCUUUCUGGGCGCAGAAAUCUUUUACGAUGUUCGUCCACUCCCACUCAGUUGUGUGCCAGUUCUCCGUCGGCAGUCUGGAAGGUGCAACCACUGCUUGCUUGUGCCCUACAGGCCACCCCUCGACCUCCUGGAAGCAUACUGCAACAUGUUGGCUGCCGAUGUAGCUCGUGAGCAUGUCCAGCGCUGCGUCCACAUUGGCCGCCGCGAGCCGCCGCACGUUCCAGCUGAUGAUCUGGGGACCCUUGCCCGCACACGGCCUGGACGUCUGGCCAUUCUCACGAGCACAUUGUAGACGAAACUCAAAUUCAACAUCAACAACGGGAACUCUGAAUGCUCGAUGUUGGGGUCCGCGUGCUGAAUCCAGAGCCUGUUGCGCGCCGAUGCUGGCGUUGCCCUGCCGGCGCGCGCCAUGCGCGAGUGGCGGUGGACCCGCAGCUUCCGCCAGCCGCGCCCCAGCUCCUGGGCUCCGCGGGCAACGCUGACCUGGUGAUCGGAUGGCAGCAGAGGGGCGCGGGACAAGACAGUAACAGGCAGGGGGGUCCGAGGGGGGGGCAGGCAGCGCUUGAGCCAGAAUGGCUUCGGCUUGUGAGCAGAAGGGGGACCAGGAAAAAGGAGACGGGAGGUGAGGAGGGAGGAGGGGGGAAGGAGGAGGAGGAGGAGGAGGAGAAGCGAGGAGCGGGGGGAAGGGUUAGACUGGUGGUCGUCGCGAGGGCCUCCUGGAUGUCCUAUGCUAAACGCCAGGGGGUGCAGGAGGGUUGAGCCACGCCCGCACCUCGCGCUCUAGCGCGGCAGAGGCUUGAGGCCUCUUCUCGUCCUCCUCUCUCCC
Molecule: messenger RNA, 849 nt
Organism: Prorocentrum cordatum
Lineage: Eukaryota; Dinophyceae; Prorocentrales; Prorocentraceae
Source: the annotation of a GenBank genome assembly